AUGGAGCAUCUUUACAGUGGCUCGCAGACGUUGCCACGACAAUUCAGAGCCAGUAAGAUCUACUCGUCUCCAGUAAAUCUACCAUUACUUGAUAGAAUCGUAUCGCCAGAGAAAAUACGGCCGAGUUCACUGGAUCCACCAUUAUAUUCAGAUGUUUUUGAUAAUAGUGAAAACAAGGAAAAGGUCAGUCAGUAUUAUUUAUAACUAACAAAAAAGGGGGGAGGGGAAAUAAGCUUAAGUCAACCGACCUGAAUCCUUUUAAAAUUGCAUGCUAGGCUUGCUAAAGUCAAGCCUACUCAGCGUAAGCCUUUAAAGCAGCUAGGUCAUGGCUUAGCGCUUUAAUUGUAUUAAGCCUAAUUCUUUUAAGCCUAAUUCUACUAAGCCUAAGCCUACUAAGCCUAAGUUUACUAAGCCUAAGCCUACUAAGCCUAAGACUACUAAACCUAAGUCUACUAAGCCUAAGCUUACUAAGCCUAAGCCUAAGCCUAUUAAGCCUAAGCCUACUAAGCCUAAGCCUACUAAGCUCAAGACUACUAAACCUAAGAUUGCUAAGCCUAAAUGACAGUUUAAUAUGUUCUUCAUUUUCAGCUCCGAUUAGCCUUGAACUCGCUUGGACUGGUCUGCCUGAUCUCAAUUUUCUUCUCUUUUGUAAGCCUAAACCGAUUAGAUGUUUGGGAGAAGCGGUCAUUAAACUUAACUGUGAAAUCCCGAAAUGAAGUUGUAUUUAUUGUGUGGGAGAUGAGUAUGUCAAUAACAUUGGCAAUGGUACUGUGCUCAUUGGCCACGUUUUUCGUCGCUUCGAUUCAAUUGUUUUUUGCGCUUAAAAUUGCCAAAAACAAUAUCAAGUCUCCGGAAAUGUAGGUUUUUAUGCAGAAAGUUUGUUCACAAAGCUUGGAAUGGCAAGAACUUUCUUUACAAAUCAAUAAAUGGCAAGAACUUUCUUUACAGAGUGAAAAAUAGCAAGAACUUUCUUUCCAAAGCUAAAAUGGCAAUAACUUUCUUUACAAACUAGAAACGGCAAGAACUUUCUUUACAAACCAAAAAAAAACAAUAACUUUCUUUACAAAUCACAAAACGCAAGAACUUUCUUUACAGGUCAUAAAAUGGAAAGGACUUCCUUUAUAAAGCAUAAAAUGGCAAUAACUUUCUUUGCAAGACACAGACAAAGCCUUUUGAAAAUUCAAUAUUACAGUAACCCAAAAUAAAUUUUCCAUUUCAAAUUAAUCUAAAUCUUAUUUUCAGAGCCCUAAAAUAUCUCCACGAUGCCAGAUCAAUCCGCCUGCCCACUCUGUUUAUGUUCUUCAUCUGCACCUUGACCUUCUUGAUCUCCUUGUUGGUCUCCCUACUUUUCCUGCCCUCAGGCUAUGGAGUAAUACCGAGAAGUAUAGCUGGCUUAAUUGGCGUGUUCUUGAUGGUAUUUUGCUCAUUGGCAGGUCUACAUUCAGUUCAUUGUUUAUUGCGAAUUGAAACUGAUAAGAAGACCGUUCCCAAUUUGAAUCAGAACUAUGCCAGCCGGUUCAGCACGCUGGUUUGA
This is a messenger RNA of Bursaphelenchus okinawaensis, 1534 nucleotides long. The record is from the annotation of a GenBank genome assembly. NCBI's taxonomy places the organism in Eukaryota, Metazoa, Nematoda, Chromadorea, Rhabditida, Aphelenchoididae.